Molecule: messenger RNA, 753 nt
Organism: Nanorana parkeri
Lineage: Eukaryota; Metazoa; Chordata; Amphibia; Anura; Dicroglossidae
Gene: PFDN5
Product: prefoldin subunit 5
Exons: 6
Coding region: 34-492 (152 amino acids)
Biological process (GO): protein folding; regulation of DNA-templated transcription
Cellular component (GO): cytoplasm; prefoldin complex
Source: RefSeq, a predicted model, not a curated record
UGAUUCGCAGGGAGGGGCCUUUCCUCCUCCAAGAUGGCGCAGACUGUGAACAUCACCGAGCUGUCUCUGCCUCAGCUAGAGGGCCUGAAAAGUCAGCUGGACCAGGAAAUUGAGUUCCUGUCUUCAUCCAUUGCUCAGUUAAAAGUGGUGCAGACCAAGUUUGUAGAGGCUAAGGAAAGUCUGAAUGUUCUAAAUAAAAGUAAUGAAGGGAAACAAAUGCUUGUUCCUCUGACCAGUUCUAUGUAUGUGCCUGGAACACUUAGCAAUGUCUCUAAUGUGCUAGUAGAUGUGGGAACUGGAUACUAUGUAGAGAAGACUGCUGAAGAUGCCAAAGAUUUCUUUAAGAGGAAGAUUGACUUCCUUACAAAGCAAAUCGAGAAGAUUCAGCCAGCUCUACAGGAAAAGCAUGGCAUGAAACAAGCUGUCAUAGAGAUGAUGAGUAUAAAAAUCCAGCAAUUGACAGCGGCCCAGGCAGGGACAUCCAAGGCUUAGCCCAGUCUCCAGAGAGUGCCCUAACAGUCACCCCUCACAGCAGAUGCUGCACCAUCUUCCUGCAGUGAAGGCUGAUUCUUGGUAUCCCUGGCCUUGCCUACCAGUGCAGUAAACCGCGUCACUACAGCAGAUACCAGCCGAGCAUCGUCUCAGACUGUGUGACAACUCUCCUGCCUCCUCAGCCAAGGGAUUAUUUAUUAUUUUUCUUUCUUUUUUUGUUUUUAUUUGUGUCUGGGAAAUAUAAAUACAAUCACAUUUAUU